Molecule: messenger RNA, 360 nt
Organism: Anolis sagrei ordinatus
Lineage: Eukaryota; Metazoa; Chordata; Lepidosauria; Squamata; Anolidae
Source: RefSeq, a predicted model, not a curated record
AUGACCCGCAUCCAAGUGGUGGAUAACAGUGCUUUUGGAAACACACUCUAACAUCGGCCUCCAUAAUGCAUCCAUGUCUACAACAAAAAUGGAGUGGGCAAAGUAGGUGACAAAAUCCUGCUAACUAUCAAAGGGGAAAAGAAAAAAGCCUUAAUUGUUGGUCACAAGAUGCCCGGUCCUCGCAUGAACCUCAGGUUUGAUUCAAAAAAUGUAGUGCUUAUUGAAGACAACGGGAAUCCAGUUCAGACAAGGAUUAAAACACUAUUACCCUCUUUUCUUUGGAAACAGCAAGACUUCUCGAAGAUAUUGGCCAUUGCCAAGAAUUUUGUGUGACAAACAAGGCAAUGCAAUGUAUCAUCU